Drosophila grimshawi is the source of this 1891-nucleotide messenger RNA. It is a transcript of the gene Klp59C, whose product is annotated as kinesin-like protein Klp59C. Bases 202 to 1767 code for a protein of 521 amino acids. The record is from RefSeq and is a predicted model, not a curated record. Gene Ontology annotation, molecular function: microtubule binding; microtubule motor activity; ATP binding. NCBI's taxonomy places the organism in Eukaryota, Metazoa, Arthropoda, Insecta, Diptera, Drosophilidae. Gene Ontology annotation, biological process: microtubule-based movement. The transcript has a single exon.
AUUUAGAUUUAGAACACUUGUAGGAAUAGUUCGAUUAGCAUUUUUUGUCUACUCCAUAUCAUUUCGAAAUAUAUUUUAGUCUAAAAAUAGAGAAUAAAGUUAUAAAUUUUCCCACAUAAUACGGUUGCUGAAUAAUUCGCAAAACGAUUCGAGGAUAAAUAUCAAAAUUUUUGUUAAACUGUUGACAAGAGCACAAGGACAAUGAAUAUCCUCUCCAUAAAUCAGCAUGUUUAUAUACGUCGCUCCGACGGACGCAUUCAUGAGGGUGUCAUCGUUAAGCUCGAUAGCAGCCGGAACAAUAUUGUGACCGUGGAGUGGCAGGAGGGUCAGGCUAUACGUGGCAAGGAGUUGCCGCUGAUCUCAAUCGUCAAGCAAAAUCCACAGAUCUUUAAAGCAACGGCGAAUGGAGCAAAUAUUGGUGUGGUGCCACCAUCCGUUGUGGUCACUGCCACGCCGCGAAAUAAUGUUGUGUUAAUGAAGAUUGAGCGAAUGCGACUGGAACGUGAACGUCGCAGCAAGCGUAAUAAUGAGACGCGCAUGCUGCGUCAGCUAUACGUCGAUGAGGAUCUGGAUAAUACCAAUUGGGAAUUUGCACGCAUGCUGCGAUUGUAUCGACUUCAAACGGAAUUCCCGCCUGUAGGCAAUGCGCCGCGCUCCACACUGAAGAAAAAUCAGAUUGUGGUCUGUGUCCGGAAACGUCCAAUCAAUAGCAAAGAGAUUAACCAACAUGAGCUGGACGUGGUCAGUGUGCCCAAUAGGGAGCUCCUGUUGGUGCACGCGCCACGCAAGCAUUUGGAUCUAACCAAAUUCCUGGAGCAUCACAGCUUUAGAUUCGAUCACACUUUCGACGAGCAAAGCAGCAAUGCUCAGGUCUACGAGAGAACGGUCCGUCCGCUGGUGCAUCACAUCUUCGAUGGCGGGAUGGCUACCUGUUUUGCCUAUGGCCAGACUGGCAGCGGGAAGACGCACACGAUGGAAGGUGAGUUUACGGACAAGAAGCAGAAUAGUCGCGAUGGCAUCUAUGCCCUUGCCGCUGCCGAAGUCUUCGAGCAUCUUCAGCAGCCCAGUUAUUCGCAUUUUGAGCUACGCGUUAGCUGCAGCUUCUUUGAGCUAUAUGGCCCUCGGGUUUAUGAUCUACUCGGGCUUGGGAAGCCACAGUUGCGUGUCCUAGAGGAUGGCAAGCAGCGGGUUCAAGUCGUUAACUUGAUCGAGGAGAAGGUGGCGAACACUGACGAAGUGCUCCAUCUGCUCGAGUUGGGCAACAGUGUUCGCACCUCCGGUCAAACUUCAGCCAAUGCCAAGUCGUCACGCUCCCAUGCUGUGUUCCAGAUUGUGUUGCGUUCCGGUGACAAAGUGCAUGGCAAAAUCUCGCUUAUUGAUUUGGCCGGUAAUGAGCGUGGAGUGGAUAAUUGUUGCAUCAGUCGAGAGUCGCGUUUCGAGGGCUCGGAAAUAAAUAAGUCCUUGCUGGCGCUGAAGGAGUGCAUUCGUGCCUUGGGUCGCCAGUCGGCACAUUUACCGUUUCGCAGCUCCAAACUGACGCAAGUGCUUCGUGAUUCGUUCAUUGGCGGCAAGAAGGUGCGAACUUGUAUGAUAGCCAUGAUUUCGCCGGGAUCUCACUCCGUGGAGAACACACUCAACACUUUGCGCUAUGCGGAUCGUGUCAAGGAGCUGACGACGCAACCAUUCGCCAACAGCUCCACCCAAAGCGCCGAUCCCGUUUUAGAGCAGAACCGCUCCCUGUCUGAUAUCAACAGCACCAGCAAUUAGGCUGGAUAGUUGAAGAUCGACUCCUUCUCAGCUUUACAACCUGGUGAGGCAAGCAAUUACAGUGCUCCCUAAACAUCUAAAACCGCUACACAAAUAAACUAAAUUUGUCAUUUAUCAAUCAAAA